Molecule: messenger RNA, 1026 nt
Organism: Antechinus flavipes (yellow-footed antechinus)
Lineage: Eukaryota; Metazoa; Chordata; Mammalia; Dasyuromorphia; Dasyuridae
Product: cytochrome c oxidase assembly factor 3 homolog, mitochondrial
Exons: 2
Coding region: 2-379 (125 amino acids)
Biological process (GO): mitochondrial respiratory chain complex IV assembly
Cellular component (GO): mitochondrial inner membrane
Source: RefSeq, a predicted model, not a curated record
UAUGCCGGGCCUCGUGCUCCCAACGGCUUUUCUAGGUCUCAACUGCCGGGCUCGCGGGCUCCACGGGAGCUUCAGCCAAUCAGAAGGCGCGCCCAGGACACUCCGCCUCAUCUCCGAUUCUUCCGAAGAAAAGGUCAGCCAGACUACAAGUACCAGAAUCCUCAGCGACGACGACGACCAAGGGGCUACCGUCCUUUCCGGCGUGCGCCGUGGUUCUGACCCGCUCUGGAGUAGGUCGAGGAGCGAGAUGGCUGAUUCCAGUGCUGGCGGAGCUGCGGGAUCAGAGACUGGGAAAGCCCCCGUAGCGCAGCGCAUUGACCCGGCGCGAGACAAACUGAGCCCGGCCCAGCUGCACUUUAUGAGGAGCAGUAGAUGCUAGUAUUAUCCCCAUUUUGCAGAUGAGGAAACUGAGGCAAAUCUAUUUGCCAACAGGUUUGAUUGCCUAAUGUCACACAACCAGUAUCCGAAGAUGAAUUUGAAUUCUUACAGUACUGAAGACCUUCCAGGUCUACCCUAAUUCUUCAGUCCUCAGAUAAAGCUUUCUGCUCUCCAGGAAUACAUGGAGAACAGAUAGCUACAGGCACUGGAUCUUUGGGUUGUAUGGAGUGUAUUGGUAUAAUAAAAUAGGUGAACAAAUCAAAUAUUUAUUGAUAAUAAGUCAUAAUUUUGCUGAUCCACAUAUUCAGUUGAGACCCUAUAUGGGAUCAUGACCCACUAAAUAAGAAGCUGGGAUCUAAUCAGCAUCCAGAGAAACAACUAUGGAGACAGAAUGUGAAUCGAAGCAUAUUAUUUUCACCUCUUUUGUUUGCUUUUUUUUCUGGUUUUUCCCUUUUGUUCAGAUUUUUUUUUCCACAAAAUGACUGCUAUAGAAAUGUUUUAAAUGACUAUACAUGUAUAACAUCAAAUCGCUGUCUUAAGCAGGGGGAAAGAAAUUGGAACUCAAAAUCUUAAAAAAUGAAUAUUGAAAACUAUCUUUACAUGUAAUUGAAAAAAUAAAACACUACUGAAUUCAGGAGGGAAAAACAA